This is a messenger RNA of Xenia sp. Carnegie-2017, 3729 nucleotides long. RefSeq names its product adhesion G-protein coupled receptor G6-like. The record is from RefSeq and is a predicted model, not a curated record. Gene Ontology annotation, biological process: cell surface receptor signaling pathway; G protein-coupled receptor signaling pathway. The transcript has 12 exons. Gene Ontology annotation, molecular function: G protein-coupled receptor activity. Lineage: Eukaryota; Metazoa; Cnidaria; Anthozoa; Malacalcyonacea; Xeniidae. Gene Ontology annotation, cellular component: membrane. The coding region runs from base 328 to 3582 and encodes 1084 amino acids.
CUUCCUAAGUUCUGCAUCAUAUCAAAUACCUGUUACCUACUUCAAUAAUUCAUGGCACAUUCAUUGUUUUCAACGGAGUUCGAUUACAUACUUGCUGGCAUUUAACAAAAACACCCACGGGAGAUUUAUGAAAGUGCGUAAACGAUUCGUGAUGACGUGACAAGCGUCUUCCUCAUAUAUAUGAUAGAGUGGGUGCAUGAGUAUUUUCGAUUGUUAGAAAAGGUUGAGUUUAAUAAGUUGAGAGCUUCAUGUCAUAAAACAAUCUUUUAACAUCCAAGUACCAGUGGUUCCACUCUCUUCUAAAUCAGAGGCUUUAACUGAACAAGGAUGAAACUCAAGAACACUUCACUUGGUAUUUUCUUUUUCAUGUUUUUAAACUUAGUGGUUGGUAGAAAUAUUUCAAGUAAUAGCUCAGAACGGAGAUCUAUUUCACCGACUUUCACCAUAAGUUCAUAUACAUAUCUGUCGCAAUACACCAACACAAUCGACGCGAGACACAGUGAUAUAACAGCAAGCAUCAGAAGUUAUGACUUAACAUCAUCCGUUCAAAUUACACCAACUGUGAUACCGACAACGACACAGACCAGAUAUUAUGGAUAUAAUUCCUCAGCGUUUACCUCUCCGUUGUCAAACAUCAACACAACCGAAGUGACAGACAGGAAUGAUACAACAAAUAUUACAAGUUUUGACUUAAAAUCCUUAACAUCGUCCAUUCAAAUUACACCAACUGUAAUACCGACGACACAGACCAGAUAUUAUGGAAAUAAUUCAACAGUGAUUGAUAGAAAUCAUUCAAGUUUACAACAGCAAUCUAUUUCACCAACUUUCAUCACGAGUCAACAUACGUCACAAUUCAUCAACGUAACUAACGCGGGUUCGUCCGUUCAAAUCAUACCUACCGUAAUAACAACGACACAGGCAAUACAUUAUGGAUUUAAUUCCUCAGUAUUUACUUCACCAAUGUCAACCAAAAGCACAACAACAACAAGAACUAUUCAGACCACACAAUAUAGACUUAAUUCAACAGGUUUCUGUUUGAACGAGACUAUCGGUACAGAGAAAGCAUACGGAAUAUUUAGAUGGCCAAACAGUCUUGUUAGAAACACGAGCUAUAAGAUUUCUUGUCCUUAUAAUUCCAAAUCAUACGCAACCCGUAAAUGUCGGCAGACUAAUGAAACUAGAACAGGAGGUGCUUGGGAUCCUAUUGACGCUGGAAGAUGUGAAUUCAAGAAUCACAGAAGUAAAAAUUUAUUUAUUUUAACACAGAAUGAUGUGAAUUCAAGUAAUAUUGUGGAGGUAAGUCGAAAAUUAUCAAAACUGGUGAAACAAGGACGAACAUUGACAGCAGGUGACAUUGGUUCGACAGCAAUUGUUUUAGAAAAAAUUGUUGCGGUCAGGAAGAAAUUUAAUGAGAUUUUCGAAGAUAUUUUUACGACAAUUGAUAACAUCCUUGAUGCAAGCUCAGAAAACAUCUUUGAAAGUCAACAAAAAACCAACUCAUCGUCAAGAAUACUUGACGUUUCAAAUAAUUUAGCUGAAAACAUACAAUUCGAAGGUAACAAUUUAACAAGAGUGAAAAAAAACUACGCGAUUAAUCUACAGAUUGUACAUCCACAAAAUUUUAAUGGAUUGUCAUUCUCUGGUACAGUAAAACAAUCUCAAGAAAGCUUACCGUUAAUGCGAAAUAGCAUCGCACUUAAUCUUAAUGUGAGAAUUCCACCAGAUACAACAGCUUCGUUGAGCAUACCAAAAAGUUUAUUUGACGAAUCAACAAUCAAUAAUAAUAAUAUGAAUAAUCGGAGAGCCAUUUUUGCAUUUUACAAAGAAACAAAGUUUUUUACGACCUCAAUAUUUCAAGAAAGAAGUCUAUUUGGGCGUUUAAAUAGUUUGGUAAUAGCAGGAAGUAUUAAAGGUUUGACUAUCAGAAAUUUAGAGACACCAGUAGAAAUUGCCUUGAAAGAAAUUGAACCUGGAAACACGACCAGUGCCAAAUGCUCAUUUUGGGAUUUUAAACUGAGCAAAUGGUCUCAAGAAGGUUGCAGUUUUAUAAGAACUCUAGAAGAUGGUAGAAUACUUUGCAGUUGUGAUCAUCUUACAAAUUUCGCAAUGUUAAUGGAUAUUUACCCUGAGAAGACACAUGAUCUGGCUCUUUCCAUUAUAAGUUACAUUGGAUGCGCACUUUCGUUGAUUGGAUUAAUUCUUACAAUAAUUGUGGUUCUCAUGUUGAGAGAACUGCGUAAUCUUGUACCCAACCAAAUCUUGGUAAAUUUCUGCAUCGCCUUAUCGUUAACGUUAAUUGUGUUCUUGGCUGCAGGAGAGAGAUCACGAACAGCAUCAUUUGUUGCUUGUAGAGUGGCUGCAAUAGCACUUCACUACUUUCUGUUGGCAGCAUUAUUUUGGAUGACCGUUGAAGCAUUUAAUAUGUAUUUGGCAUUCGUUAACGUAUUUCCUAUUUCCAACCCUUCCAGCUUCAUGAAGAGAUGUUUCAUUUUUGCUUGGGGUUGUCCUUUAAUUAUUGUGUCAAUCACCAUGGCAACUUCAUUGGAUAAAUAUGGCGACAACACAUAUUGUCAACUGAAAGGUGUUCCAUUCAUCAUUGGCUUUUUCACUCCAACCGUUAUCAUAAUCUUUUUUAAUCUUGUCGCAUUCUUAUGCAUCAUCAGAUCUUUAUAUAAUUCUGGUAAUAACGUGACCUCUAAUCAAAAAAUCUCUGGUUUUACCCAAGCUCGUCAAGGUAUCGCUAUCAUGGUACUUCUUGGUCUCACAUGGAUUUUUGGAAUUCUUGCAAUAGAUGAUGCAAAGCGUGUGUUUCAAUAUCUCUUUGCCAUAUUUAAUACCCUGCAAGGAUUCUUUGUGUUUUUAUUUUUUAUAAUUCUUCCUUCUGGAACGCGAAAUCAUUUACGUCAAUUUAUGCGAAAAAAGACAAAGAGAUACACAAAAAGCAACGAAAAGAGAGCUGGAAAAACUGCAAAACAAAAUAAUGUCAAUAACGUUUGGAACACCAACAGUUCAUCAACUCCAAAUGCGGAAACUGAGAAAGUUAAUCUUUACAGUAUGAGUGAUUCUUCACCAACGAAGGUGAAGUCUGAGAGACAACAGCAACAUGUUACAUUAGCUAUCGAUACGUCGAAUCAGGAUUCAUUUAACCAAGAAAGCAAGUCCCCUGAACAGCGUGAAAUUUUACCAGCAACUGCUUUGGAAAUUGAAAAACUACCGCCUCAAAGUAUAUCACUAGGUGAUCCCGUUCAAAUAAACAUUGUGAUUAAAAAUGCUUCUCCAGAAAAUCAAAAGGAUGACGCCAAUUUCAUGAACGGUGACAAAGAAUCGUUUGAAAAUUUAGACAGCACAGUUAUUUCUUCACCAACAGUUGACAAACAACAGCAGCAAACUCCAUUAGUUAUUGAUUCCUCCAAGUUACAUGGAAAAACUUCAGAUGUAACUAGAUUUCCUGAUGCUGUCUUCAUAAAUCCAAAUGUAACACGCUACAGUGUCAGGCAGAAUGGACCCAACUACCGUACUACUAUUGAACUUGAUUUGAAACCUUAUGAACAUGGUACUGUAUAUUUUCCUAAAAAAAUAUAAGUUGUAUAUAACAUAACUGUAAGCAUAACUGUAAGCAUUUUUUUUCUAUUAUCUAUUGAGCACUGCUGAAAUAUGUUAAAACUUACCUUAACAGGUAUCUGCACCGUACAUUUCCCGGGUUUUUAAAAAUAAAUUUCUUCUACUGAA